UAGAAAAAAAUAUCAAAAGGGUAGGUCUUUAUGUAAGUUUUCUUGUAUUUAAUUCUAUAAAUGGAUCGUUUUCUUGUUCUUCGAUCACUUGGAGCUCAGUCGUCGUCUAUUUUGCGUCGUAUGCAGUAUUUAAAGAGUAUUUGGUCAAUAGAUUCAGAACCCGUUAAACAGUUUAAAAAGAGGCAUUUUGGAAAUAUUCAAGCAUUAGUUUUUGAUAAUAGUGUUGAGAGAUACCUUCUUUCUGGAGGAACGGAAUCAUUAGUAUGUUUAUGGGAUUUGGAAGCGGAGAAAGAUGCUGAAGAAACAUCUAUAGGCCCUAUUUCAUUUAUUCCUGUACAUUCAGGUCAUCAAUAUGAGAUUUCUGAUAUUAAUUGGUGGCCUUUUGAUCAAGGUUUAUUCACGACAUCCUCAUUUGAUCAUUUCGUAAAGGUUUGGAAUACAGAUACUAUGCAGGAAGUAUGUUCAUUUGAUCUUGGAGAGAAAGUAUAUGCUCAUACUUUAUCACUUGUUGCAAGUCACUGCCUUGUUGCAUGUGGUACUGAUUCAUCAUCUAUUCGUCUUUGUGAUUUAAAGACAGGAGCGUUUACACAUUCUUUGCAGGGGCAUGAGGGAAAUGUUUUGACAGUUCUUUGGUCUCCUAGAGAUGACUAUACUCUUGUAUCUGGUGGAAGUGAUGGAUCAGUAAGGUUAUGGGAUGUCCGCCGUGCUAUUUCUUGUUUGAAAUGUUUUCAUCAAUAUAAUUUACAGAUCGAUUCUACAUUCCAGAGGAAUUGCUCGCAUAAUGGCCCCGUAAAUGGCCUAGCUUUUACAAGUGAUGGUUUUUAUCUUGUAUCUGUUGGUCACGAUGAGGCUAUGAGGGCAUGGGAUUUACAGGAUGGUUUGAAUACGUUUAUUCAUUAUGGUCAAACAAUUAGAAAUACGCGUUUUCAAGAAACAAAUCCAUAUAUCACUCAUUCUGAUGAAUCUGAAACUCCAUUUAUAUUGUUUCCUUCUAACGAUUCUCAAAUACAUAUAUUCGAUUUAUUUCAUGGCAAUUUAAUUAAAACUCUUAAUAGUACACAAGGGAAAGUGUCAUGUGUUACUGGUAAAAAAUAUUCAGCUGAAUUUUAUUCAGGAAAUGAUCAUCAAAUUUUUACAUGGCUUCCAAAAAAACCUAACUACUAA
Molecule: messenger RNA, 1164 nt
Organism: Pneumocystis murina B123
Lineage: Eukaryota; Fungi; Ascomycota; Pneumocystomycetes; Pneumocystales; Pneumocystaceae
Exons: 6
Coding region: 61-1164 (367 amino acids)
Biological process (GO): protein polyubiquitination; proteasome-mediated ubiquitin-dependent protein catabolic process; transcription-coupled nucleotide-excision repair
Cellular component (GO): nucleotide-excision repair complex; Cul4A-RING E3 ubiquitin ligase complex
Molecular function (GO): protein binding
Source: RefSeq, a predicted model, not a curated record